ACACUAUCACGAUUAUCAAUCACUAUCUAGUCAUUUCGAAUUAAAAUUUUCUACCAAGAAGCGAGCAGCACAAAACUAUGGAUAAAACGCUUGACGUUACCAACUUGUUUCCCGGCACUCAGGUGUACAAGUGGACAAUCGAGAAGAAAAUUGCACAAGGAGAUUUCAAUUUUAUUUACAUGUGUAAUGGAUCCAGCAACAUGUCUAAUUACAAACAGUUUGCUUUGAAAUGUGAAAGUGCACAGAGCCCUUUGCAGAUGUUGAAGGUUGAGGCAUUUGUCUUGCAGACAAUUGCUAAGCGAGGAUCUCGUCAUUUCUGUGACAUCGAGGAUAUUGGGAAGUUUCAAGGAAUACAUUAUAUUGUCAUGCACAUGAUUGGCAGAGCACUAGUUGACUACAUGAAAACCUCCAUGUCUGGAGCAAUCUCAGUCAAUUGUGCCCUGAGCGUCGGAAUUCAACUCAUCGAAGCACUCGAAGAUCUUCACAAUUGUGGCUUCAUUCAUCGAGACCUGAAACCUUCAAAUAUCUGUUUUGGACGGAAAGAUCGUAACGAACUUGGAAAGUUGUAUCUUUUGAGUUUUGGAAUUUCACGACGUUACUUGGACUCCAAAAAUCAAAUGAGAAAACCUCGUGACAAUGUUGAAUUCCGUGGAACCGUUCGAUAUGCUUCAUUGAAUUGUCAUCAACUGCAAGAACUGAAUAGAAAAGAUGAUUUAGAAUCAGCUUUCUACGUUAUCGUUGAAAUGAUCACUGGACAACUUCCAUGGAAAGGUCUUCCAGAUGGUGCUGCAGUUGCACGAGUCAAGCAACAAAGUCGUCACCCAUCAGCAAUCGCUCUUUUCUUGAGAGCACCUUGUCCGAUGGAAGAACUUCGUGAAGUGAUGAUUCUCAUUGAUUCCUACAAUUAUUUCACAGCUCCCGAUUAUGUUAAUAUCUGCAACAUUCUCCGUCGGGCAAUGCGCAGAAGUCCUCAACCGGAACAUCCUUAUGAUUGGGAACAGGGAGGAACUAAUUCACUUGGAGACGUGUAACUACAUCCUCUCGAUAUUCUCGAAUAAAGAUUGUGACAAUUACUAUACAUUCAAAUACUCUGAAAAGAUUUUAUUUUCAAAGAAAUGUGCGAAUUUAUG
This is a messenger RNA of Caenorhabditis elegans, 1130 nucleotides long. It is a transcript of the gene C50F4.10, whose product is annotated as non-specific serine/threonine protein kinase. The transcript has 6 exons. Gene Ontology annotation, molecular function: ATP binding; transferase activity; protein kinase activity. Lineage: Eukaryota; Metazoa; Nematoda; Chromadorea; Rhabditida; Rhabditidae. Bases 78 to 1031 code for a protein of 317 amino acids. The record is from RefSeq and is marked reviewed.